ACAAGUUCUCUUCAAGAAUCACCUCUCAGUGCACCACCCACCGCUGAGCAAUGGCGGGCUGGAGGCGGCGGUGGCCGGUGAUGAAGCGACAGCAGUGGAACUCUACGAAACGGCCAAGGACUUGGACGCACAGCAGGCGCAGGCGAACCUCCUCCUGGCUGGCAAUCAAAAUUCCGUUGCUGCAAACCACAACAAUCACUCCAAAAAGGCGGGCAACGGAGUUGGUCAUCACCACCACCACGACCAUGGUCAUCAUCACCAUCACUCGGGAAAGGACGGCGGCAGCGGCGAAAUAGCCACCAUCGCCUGGAUGAUCAUCAUCGGCGACGGCCUGCACAACUUCAUCGACGGCAUCACCAUCGGGGCCGCUUUCUCGCAGAGCAUCAUGGAGGGCAUCAGCAUCUCGGUGGCGGUCAUCUGCGAGGAGUUUCCCCAUGAGUUGGGGGACUUUGCCAUUCUCCUCAGCAGCGGCAUGACCUGGCGGAAGGCUGUGGGCUACAACUUUCUCUCCGCUUGCACUUGUUAUUUGGGAAUGAUUGUAGGUAUUUUGCUGGGCGACCUGGCGGACGCCACGCCGUACAUCUUUGCACUGGCCGGCGGUAUGUUCCUCUACAUCAGCCUGGUGGACAUGAUGGGCGAGCUGUCGAGUAAUCUGGANAACGUGGGCCUCCUCCUAGGCAUCAGCAUCAUGUUCCUGCUGGCGAUGUACAGCGACAAGAUUCAGUUUGACGGCCUGGUGCCGCCCAAGAACUCGGACAUGCCUUUCACUGAUUCAUAUAAAGGAUAA
Messenger RNA from Rhagoletis zephyria (snowberry fruit fly), 787 nucleotides. RefSeq names its product zinc transporter ZIP10-like. The record is from RefSeq and is a predicted model, not a curated record. Gene Ontology annotation, biological process: zinc ion import across plasma membrane; intracellular monoatomic cation homeostasis. Gene Ontology annotation, molecular function: zinc ion transmembrane transporter activity; monoatomic cation:bicarbonate symporter activity. Gene Ontology annotation, cellular component: plasma membrane. NCBI's taxonomy places the organism in Eukaryota, Metazoa, Arthropoda, Insecta, Diptera, Tephritidae.